AUGCGUGCGCCGCGUGGGAGUCAUGUUGCUCGUGUCAACCACCCUUCCACCGAUGCCAUCAUGAGAUCCGUCUCAGGUACUUUAUCCGUUACUGAUUUAGUCGGAUCAGUUCAUGUCGCCAUUGCCCCACGCAAUCCAUCGGUGCUCAAGAAGCUUCAGAUGGACGCAGAACCAUACAAAGCUGCCUUCUUCUUCUUCUUCUCUCCCUCGGCGCAUCUCCUGCGCAGCUCGAUUCUUCUAUGGCUUCCCCUCCUCUUCAUCUCCGAAGCCGCCGUAGCCCACGGCGAUGACCAGGAGAGACUCGUCCUCUUCGACAUAAGAAGUCAUUGGAGCAACGCUCCUGCGCUGAGCUCGUGGGACGUCUCCUCCCCCUACUGCAACUGGCCAGGAAUCCGCUGCAGCAAUGGCUCGGUCACUUCCAUGUCUCUCCCCAAUAUAAACAUCACUGAACCCAUCCCACCCUUCUUCUGCAACCUCACCAGCCUCACUCACCUCGACCUCUCUUACAAUGAAAUCCCUGGCGGCUUCCCGACUUGUCUCUACAGCUGCUCCAACCUCCAGUACCUCGACCUCUCUCAGAACUUUCUCGUUGGGGAGCUGCCUUCUGAUAUCCAUAAGCUGUCGUCGCAGCUCCUUCACCUUGAUCUCUCUUAUAACAACUUCACCGGCGACAUCCCUCCUUCCAUCGGCCGGCUCCUCUCACUCCACACCCUCAAUCUUCACUGCAAUUUCUUCGAUGGCUCGUUCCCGGCUGAGCUCGGUAACCUUUCCAUGCUCGAAAGCCUCACUCUCGCUUACAAUCCUUUCGCCAGUCCGCGCAUCCCGGUCGAGUUCGGGAACAUGACGAGACUGAAGUACCUGUGGAUGACCUAUGCCAACCUGGUCGGCGAGAUCCCGGAGGAUCUCGGGCGGCUGGCAGAGCUUGACCACCUCGACCUCGCGCGGAACGGUUUAAGUGGCUCGAUUCCUGCAGCCAUAUGGUCGCUGGAGAAGCUGACGACGCUCUACUUGUACGAUAACAAGCUGACGGGAGAGAUUUCCGGCGAGAUCGCGGCUUCGAACUUGGAGGAGAUCGAUGUCUCGAUGAACCGGCUGACGGGAUCGAUACCGGAGGAAUUCGUAAAUCUCCACAAUCUCCGCAUUCUGUUCAUGUAUAACAAUAGCCUGUCCGGUGAGAUCCCCAGAGGCAUCGGCCUCCUUCGCGAUCUCCGGGACAUCAGGCUCUUCGACAACCACCUAGUCGGUGUCUUGCCGCCGGAGCUCGGGCAGCAGUCCCAUCUGACCAAUCUUGAGGUGUCCAACAACAGAAUCUCCGGCAGCUUGCCCCAAGGCCUCUGUGCAAACAGAGCACUUAAGUCGGUGGUGGUCUUCAACAACAACCUCACCGGGGAGCUGCCGGCUUCUCUCGCCGAUUGCUACGGGUUAAACGACAUUCAGCUCUACAACAACAACUUCUCCGGCGAGUUCCCCGGACGAAUUUGGUCGGCAUCAGUGAACUUGACCACCGUGCUGAUCGACCGCAACCACUUCACCGGCGUUCUGCCGGACAAGUUGCAGCCGAACCUGACUCGGCUGGUGAUGAACGACAAUAGGUUUUCCGGAAGGAUCCCCACACGGGCGCCGAGACUAUUGGUGUUUCGGGGAAGCAACAACAUGUUCUCCGGCGAAAUUCCGGCGGAACUCACCGGAAUGUCGAGGCUCCAGGUUCUUUUGCUCCACGGAAAUCGGAUCUCUGGUUCGAUACCGACAAGCAUUUCCAAUUUGAAGUUCCUCACCCAGCUUGAUCUCAGCGACAACCACCUCUCAGGAGGUAUCCCGGCCAAGCUGGGGUUGCUCGAGGUGCUCACCAAGCUCGACCUCUCGAACAACCGGCUGUCGGGAUCGAUACCGCCUGAAAUCGGCAACCUUAAGCUCAACCUCCUUAACCUGACCUACAACAAGCUCACCGGCGAGGUACCUCUGCAGUUGCAGAACCGAGCUUACGAGCGGAGCUUUCUAUCCAAUCCUGGCCUCUGCUCAUCCAAGCGUAUAGAAAAUCUCAAUAUCUGUGCACAUGCCGGCCCAAACAAGCUAUCAGAGAGACUGAUCCCAAUCUCUUUGGUGCUCGGUGGGGUUAUGUUCUUGAUGCUAGCUGUGACCGGAAUGUUGAUUUGCCGGCGAAGAUCCGACGCCGCUGACCUUUCAGCAUGCAAGCUGACUUCGUUUCAUCAGCUGGACUUCACACAACGUCAUAUAAUACGUGGACUCACAGAGGCAAGCCUCAUCGGCAGCGGAGGAUCAGGUCAGGUGUACAGGGUCAACCUCGAGAACCGCGCCGGCGACGCUGUGGUGGCCGUGAAGAAGAUUCGGAAUAGUGGACAGCUGGAUUGGAAGAUGGAGAAGGCCUUCGAGGCGGAGGUCAAGGUACUGAGCUCGAUACGGCAUUGCAGCAUCGUGAAGCUCCUGUGUUGCAUCUCGAGCGCAGACUCUAAGCUCCUGGUCUACGAGUACAUGGAGAAGGGGAGUCUGGACCAGUGGCUUUACGGGAGGCGAAGGACAAGGACGGGUUCAGGGCAUUUCCAGCCACCGCUGGAUUGGCGGAAGAGGCUCGGGAUCGCGAUCGACGCAGCCAAGGGAUUGUGCUACAUGCACCACCACUGCACUCCGCCGGUCAUCCAUCGCGACGUGAAGUCCAGCAACAUACUCCUGGACUCGAACUUCGGAGCAAAGAUCGCCGACUUCGGCUUGGCACGGAUGCUGAUGAAGGCCAGCGAGCCGGAGUCUGCGUCGGCCAUAGCAGGAACCUUUGGCUACAUGGCUCCAGAGUGUGGACACUCGAAGAAGAUCAACGAGAAGGUGGACGUGUAUAGCUUCGGGGUAGUGCUUCUGGAGUUGACGACAGGAAGGAAAGCGCAAGAUGGUGGUGAGCACGAAGGCUUAGCAGGGUGGGCUGCUCGCCGCCUGAGAGAGAAGGGUGGCUUCAUGGAGAUGAUAGAUGAGGAGCUAAGUGACGAGGUCAACUAUACGGAUGACAUCGGGACGGUGGUAAGACUGGGAAUAGAGUGCACGAGGAGGAAUGCUGUGGUGAGGCCAUCCAUGAAGGAGGUGCUGCGAAAGCUGACGGAGAUAGUUGGACUGGGCCGUUCAUAACGUGUGCGCCAUGCAGACUCACACACAAAAGGAUCCGAUCACCAAACUAUACAU
Messenger RNA from Musa acuminata subsp. malaccensis (wild Malaysian banana), 3183 nucleotides. RefSeq names its product receptor-like protein kinase HSL1. Gene Ontology annotation, biological process: protein phosphorylation. The record is from RefSeq and is a predicted model, not a curated record. Gene Ontology annotation, molecular function: protein kinase activity; protein binding; ATP binding. Lineage: Eukaryota; Viridiplantae; Streptophyta; Magnoliopsida; Zingiberales; Musaceae.